CAAUCUUUGAUGAUUGUCCCACCGCGCAGUCCAAGUCUCAUCCUCCACGACCUUUUUUCCUGCCUUUUUCAUUUAUAAACUUAGCGGCGGAACGUGCUUUCCCCCUUGGAUUUUUCACUGACAUAUAACGGCCACCUUUACUUUUUUUUGAAUACUGGGUUUUUAUACUUUGAACUUACUCUCAUAGGUUGACCAUGGCCGUACCGGCUGCUUUGAUCCCACCGAACCCGCUGCCGCUGGUUCAGCCGUCUCCGAUCCCAACUUCAGCUCCAACCUCCUGCUCACCCUCCGCAACUUCUUCGCCGUCUCCAUCUGUGGCCCCAACCGCGCAGAGCUUGUUCCGCUCCGAGCUCAUCUCCACCACCAGCCCCGGCAUCCCGACCGCCGCGCUUCCCAGCAAGCCCGUCUACUCGACCCCGUCGCCUGUUGAAAACACCCCACAGAAUAACGAGUGCAAAAUGGUAGAACUCAGAGGCGCCAAGGUUGCCUCGUUCACGGUGGACGGCUGCGAGCUCAUCUGCCUUCCCCAAGCUUUCGACCUGUUUCUGAAGCACCUGGUAGGGGGACUGCACACCGUCUACACCAAGCUGAAGAGACUGGAGAUCACGCCGGUAGUGUGCAAUGUUGAGCAGGUCCGCAUUCUGAGGGGACUCGGGGCCAUCCAACCCGGCGUGAACCGGUGCAAACUCAUCUCCAGAAAGGACUUCGAGACUCUUUACAACGACUGCACAAAUGCGAGCUCAAGACCCGGCAGGCCACCGAAGAGGACGACGCAGAGUGUGACAUCGCCCCACAGUGAGAACCCCCACAUCAUGCCCCAUAGCGUGCCCGGCCUCAUGUCUCCUGGCAUGAUCCCCCCCACAGGUCUGACGGCUGCCGCCGCUGCCGCUGCUGCUGCCACCAACGCCGCCAUUGCCGAGGCCAUGAAGGUCAAGAAGAUCAAGCUGGAGGUCAUGAGCAGCUACCACGGCAACAACAACCAGCACGGACCAGCCGACUCGGAGAACGGCGACCUCAGCUCCAGUGUGGGCUUGGAGCUCCCAUUCAUGAUGAUGCCCCACCCCCUAAUCCCCGUCAGCCUGCCUCCCGCCUCGGUCACCAUGGCAAUGAGUCAGAUGAACCACCUCAGCACUAUUGCCAAUAUGGCGGCCGCCGCACAGGGACAGAGUCUGCCAUCCAGAAUGGUGACUUCAGUCAUCAAGGAGCGCGUCCCGGACAGCCCCUCCCCCGCCCCCUCCCUGGAAGACGGCCGGAGACCCGGUAGCCACCCCUCAUCCCAGAGGAGCAGCAGCGUCUCCAGUUCCCCUGCACACACCGAGAGCUCCUCGGACCGGAUACAAGUGACUCGUGGCUCGAACGGCUGGGUACUACACUGCAACAACGGCGACCCUGGGUUCGAUUCCGGCCUGGGUCCUUUGCCGCUCCUUCCCCGUCUCUUUCUUCCCAACUCGCUUUCGGCGGUGCACCAGAAUGGGUUGUCCAUGAACCAAGCCCUCCUGGGCCUCUCCCCCAGCAUCCUGCCUGGGCCCAAGGAAGGAGACUUGGCUCACGACAUGACCCAUGAGUCCAAGCGGAUGCACGCAGAGAAAGCUGAUAGGUUAGCUGAUAUCUACAGAGGAUUCUGCCAUCCCACCACCCAGACUAAGAAAUACAUAGAGAAUCCCCUGUGCACGCCCACAGCGAGGGACAGCUACGAGCGUCUGACGUUGGCUGGCCAGGCCCUGCCGCCCGGCUUCCCCUCCCCGUUCCUCUUCCCCGACGGCCUGUCCUCAAUAGAGACCCUGCUGACCAACAUCCAGGGCCUGUUGAAGGUGGCUAUUGAUAAUGCGCGUGCCCAGGAGAAGCAGGUGCAGCUGGAGAAGACGGAGUUGAAGAUGGAGCUGUUUAGAGAGAGGGAACUGCGGGAGACCCUGGAGAAACAGCUCGCCAUCGAACAGAAGAACAGAGCCAUCAUCCAGAAGCGUCUGAAGAAGGAGAAGAAGGCCAAGAGGAAACUGCAGGAGGCGCUAGAGUACGAGUCCAAGCGGCGCGAGCAGGCCGAGCACACUCUCAAGCAGACAUCACCCUCAGAUAGCCUGCGCUCCCUCAACGACUCUCUGACCCAGGAGAUGGAGACUGACCGCAGUUCUGGCAGAACAGAUGCUGAAAGGACAAUACAAGAUGGAAGACUCUUUUUAAAAACCACCGUGAUGUACUGAUGUGACAAGUGGAAGAGAAGAGCCGGAGAAGGAGAAGAAGAUGAAGAUGUAUGAUGAAGAUUCGUAUGGAGGAUCCUUGCAGGCGUCUUGCCAGGAUUUCAGUCCCACAAACUGGUCUAGUCACUCGGGGGGACCUCCAGCCACGUUUGUGCGGCUUAGCGCCAGAGAAACGAUCCAACCAGAGCUUAGAAUUAGGACUUUCUCACAGACAUGGUCAUUACAUAGUGAGGGGAAGCGGAAAAGCAGACCACAACACAAGUCUGCUGUACAGAAGGCAACACAAAUUGAGCACAGUAAUAAUAAUAAUAAACUAAACACAUGUACCUAGGUGUACACUGGUUAUUAUGUUUCCAACCAAUCCACAGCACUGAAGAUUUUUAUACUGUAUUUAAACCAGCGAGAAAGCUUUCAUGGAAAGGAAAAAAAAAAUCUGCUUCAGAAGUUGGUCUGUUUGUUUUUUUUUCUUUCUCUCCUGUCUUUUUUUAUUGUAUUUUAAGAAAAUUCUUAACGGUCAUAGAUAUUUGACAAGAUGACAACAUAGUGGAUUCAGCCUCUGGGAAUGUGAAUUUGAAUAUAUGUUGCUCAACAACAACAAAAAAAACAACUGUUUGAGUUUGAAGUUUUCUAAAUUAGAAUGAAAUACAAUCAAGUUUCCUUUCUACCGUUGUUGUAUAUAACACAACAGAGGAUAAGUAAAAUCACUCACUAUGGUAUAUGUAUAUAAAGUCAAGGGGAAAAAAGCAAAAUGGUAUUGUGUAUCCAGUAGGACAAUUAGGGAAACAAUACCAACCAUUUAUAUGUACUUUAUAGAGUUGUUUUAUUAUUGUUUUUUUGUUUGUUUUUGUUUUUGCUUUGUUUGAGCCAUCGUUAUUUUCUGAUAGCUGCCGUUUUUGGUGAGGCUGCAUGCAGGCAUGUACAUGUGUGUCCUAAAAUGAUCAUAUUUAAUAAUAAAAAAGUAAAUACUUUACAGUGCCGAACAAAAUAGAUACAUCACUAAACCCCAGACUGAUUUCUACCCUGAACUUAUCAUUCAUUUGGAUGUUAGUAUCUCCAUAUUGAUCUCGUCAUGGCUAUCUGUAGUCACUACUUUUAAGGGAGUUUACUGUUUUUGAAGUAUUUAACACUAAACGGGAUGUGAUUUUUUUUUUUUUUUGAAGGUGUGUGACUUCAACCAGAAUAGAAAGGGGGGGAGAGACAAUGUUUUAAUUCGUAUUUCUCAUCAGCCUAUAAAAUAAGUUUGUAACAGAAGUUUGAAGAAGAAGAAGAAAAAAAACAUUUUAGUGUAUGGAGGUAUACCUGUUGUAAAGUCACAGUGAAGUUGACAUUCUCUCUGUAAUUUAAAGCCAAAUCUUGUAGGGCUCAGGAAGAGUCCACCUUCUAUACCUAUUUGUCCCUGCCCAGCCCGACACCUGGUGUCAUCCCUAUAUCACCCCCCGCCCCCACCUCCUCCCCCCUCCCUUCACCCCCUACUCCUCGUUCCCCUGUACUUGUUGUGUGGAAUCAGUGGUGUAAAACCUGGACGGGGGACUCGGACAGGAGAGGAGUAAAUAACCUGCAUCUUUAGCCCUGAGGGAAAAAUAGGAUCAGAUUUUUUUUUGCUUUUUAUUUUGUCAUUUUGUCUUUUCCUCUGCUUAGAAUCUACUAUACUGUAACCCUCUGUGGUCCUGCGAUACCUCAGUAGCACCCUGCCUCUCCAUCCCCCAUCCCCCAUCCCCCAUCCCUUCUCUGGUUCAACUGUACUGUAUAUAAAUAGAUAUACGCGUGUUGAUGAACAGACAACUGAGACCAGCAAGGCGCCUGGUUUGAUGUGGACACAUUUGAAAAUGAAUUCAACUUAUGUGCAGUUAUAUCAAUUGCUGUACUGUCUCCCCUUACAUUUCAGUGGACAUGCCCCGAUGGCUGGAGGAUCUGAUGAACUGCUGCCUCUGUUUCUGUUUUUCUGUUGCCAUCAAAGAAAGUCAUUGAAUUGAUGUUUGCUGUACUAUCAACGGUCAGAAAUAAAUGAAUAAAAAACACUUUUUACUAUUUGGGGAUGAACGAUAAUGACACAUCAUUCAAGAAUAAAUCACAGCAGAAUAUUUGCAGCAAACAGUUAAAAAAAAGAGCAAAGCUAUCCCUGAUACUUUUCAAUUUUUGUAAAA
Engraulis encrasicolus (European anchovy) is the source of this 4339-nucleotide messenger RNA. RefSeq names its product dachshund d (gene dachd). NCBI's taxonomy places the organism in Eukaryota, Metazoa, Chordata, Actinopteri, Clupeiformes, Engraulidae. Gene Ontology annotation, biological process: regulation of transcription by RNA polymerase II. The record is from RefSeq and is a predicted model, not a curated record. Gene Ontology annotation, cellular component: nucleus; transcription regulator complex. Bases 195 to 2198 code for a protein of 667 amino acids. The transcript has 13 exons. Gene Ontology annotation, molecular function: RNA polymerase II cis-regulatory region sequence-specific DNA binding; DNA-binding transcription factor activity, RNA polymerase II-specific.